CGGGCGGCCGGGUGCGCGCGGCGGGCAGGGGGCGGAGCCCGAGCGCGAGCUGGAGCCGGAGGCGACGGGCGGCGGCCGCACUCGGACUUGUGGUCCCGCGCGCUGCCCGCGUUUCGUCCCUGAGGAACCUAGGAAGAUUCUACAAUGAAUGGUGACACUCAGGCUGCAGUGGUGACCUCACCACCCCCGACCACAGCCCCUCACAAAGAGAGGUACUUCGACAGGGUGGAUGAGAAUAAUCCAGAAUACCUGCGGGAGAGGAACAUGGCACCUGACCUUCGCCAGGACUUCAACAUGAUGGAGCAAAAAAAGAGAGUGUCCAUGAUCCUGCAGAGUCCUGCUUUCUGUGAAGAGUUGGAAUCAAUGAUACAGGAACAAUUUAAGAAGGGGAAAAACCCCACCGGCCUGCUGGCAUUACAGCAGAUUGCAGAUUUUAUGACCACAAAUGCUCCGAGUGUCUACCCGGCGGCCCCGCAAGGAGGAAUGGCUGCCUUGAACAUGAGUCUUGGUAUGGUAACUCCUGUGAACGACCUUAGAGGAUCUGAUUCUAUUGCCUAUGACAAAGGGGAGAAGUUACUGCGGUGUAAAUUGGCAGCAUUUUACAGACUGGCAGAUCUCUUUGGGUGGUCUCAGCUUAUCUACAAUCAUAUCACAACCAGAGUGAGCUCCGAGCAGGAACACUUCCUCAUUGUACCUUUUGGGCUUCUCUACAGUGAAGUGACUGCAUCCAGUUUGGUGAAAAUCAAUCUGCAAGGAGAUGUUGUAGACCGUGGGAGCACUAAUCUAGGCGUCAAUCAAGCUGGCUUCACGCUGCACUCCGCGAUCUAUGCUGCGCGGCCAGACGUGAAGUGUGUGGUCCAUAUUCACACGCCUGCAGGGGCCGCGGUCUCCGCGAUGAAAUGUGGGCUCCUGCCCAUCUCCCCGGAGGCCCUUUCCCUUGGAGAAGUGGCUUAUCAUGAUUACCAUGGGAUUUUGGUUGAUGAAGAGGAAAAGGUUUUAAUCCAGAAAAAUUUGGGUCCUAAAAGCAAGGUCCUCAUCCUCCGGAACCACGGGCUGGUGUCCGUCGGAGAGAGCGUCGAGGAGGCCUUCUACUACAUCCACAACCUCGUGGUUGCAUGUGAGAUCCAGGUUCGAACUCUGGCCAGUGCAGGAGGGCCAGACAACUUAGUCCUCCUGGACCCGGGAAAAUACAAAGCCAAGUCCCGCUCCCCGGGGGCCCCGGCAGGGGAGAGCACCGCCUCGCCGCCCAAGUGGCUGAUCGGUGAGCAGGAGUUUGAAGCCCUCAUGCGGAUGCUCGACAACCUGGGUUACAGAACUGGCUACCCUUACCGCUACCCGGCUCUGAGAGAGAAGUCUAAGAAAUACAGCGAUGUGGAGGUUCCUGCUAGUGUCACAGGUUACUCCUUUGCUAGUGACGGGGAUUCGGGCACUUGCUCUCCUCUCAGACACAGUUUUCAGAAGCAGCAACGAGAGAAGACAAGAUGGCUGAACUCUGGCCGGGGUGACGAUGCCUCUGAGGAAGGGCAGAACGGAAGCAGCCCCAAGUCGAAGACUAAGGUGUGGACGAACAUUACACACGAUCACGUGAAACCCUUGCUGCAGUCUCUCUCGUCCGGUGUCUGCGUGCCAAGCUGUAUUACCAACUGCUUGUGGACUAAAGAGGAUGGACAUAGAACCUCCACCUCUGCCGUCCCUAACCUGUUUGUUCCAUUGAACACAAACCCGAAAGAGGUCCAGGAGAUGAGGAACAAGAUCCGAGAGCAGAACCUGCAGGACAUUAAGACGGCCGGCCCCCAGUCGCAGGUGCUGUGUGGCGUGGUGAUGGACAGGAGCCUCGUCCAGGACGCACCCCUGUCUGACUGCACGGAGACAAUCGAAGGGCUCGAGCUCACAGAGCAGACCUUUAGUCCAGCUAAACCUCUCCCUUUUAGAAAGGGGGAGCUGGUGACAGCCUCCAAGGCCAUCAUUGAGAAGGAGUACCAGCCCCACGUCAUCGUGAGCACCACAGGCCCCAACCCCUUCAACACGCUCACGGACCGCGAGCUGGAGGAGUACCGCAGGGAGGUGGAGCGCAAGCACAGGGGCCCCCCAGAGAGUCUGGACGAGACCAGAGAGCAGACAGACAGUCCUCCAGAGCCCCUUGCUGCCCCCUGCUCCCCCGUCAAGCUGGAGGAAGACCUGCAGGAUGCUGUUUUCGGAGACGACAGUGAUGCUGCCACCUUUAAGCCCACUCUCCCUGACCUGUCCCCUGAUGAGCCUUCAGAAGCGCUUGGCUUCCCGACACUGGACAAGGAGGAGGAAGAGGGGCUUGGCGAAGCCCAUGGCCCUCCCAGCCCCACCAGGUCCUCCACGGUGGCCAGUCCUGAGCCAGCCUCGGCCCCGGCGGCGGAAGAGGCCCCCUCCCCAGCUGCUGAGGGGGCUGCCGCAGACCCAGGCAGCGAUGGGUCUCCCGGCAAGUCCCCCUCCAAAAAGAAGAAGAAGUUCCGCACCCCCUCCUUCCUGAAGAAGAGCAAGAAGAAGAGCGACUGCUGAAGGCCCGUCCUGCACACACCGACUGUCUCGUGUUGUCUUCCUGUGUCACGGAAUGCGAAGCCCACCC
This is a messenger RNA of Eptesicus fuscus (big brown bat), 2599 nucleotides long. RefSeq names its product adducin 1 (gene ADD1). The coding region runs from base 145 to 2532 and encodes 795 amino acids. Gene Ontology annotation, biological process: positive regulation of adherens junction organization; barbed-end actin filament capping; positive regulation of establishment of endothelial barrier. Gene Ontology annotation, cellular component: focal adhesion; adherens junction; cytoskeleton. The record is from RefSeq and is a predicted model, not a curated record. Gene Ontology annotation, molecular function: actin filament binding. The transcript is spliced from 16 exons. Lineage: Eukaryota; Metazoa; Chordata; Mammalia; Chiroptera; Vespertilionidae.